Messenger RNA from Aureobasidium melanogenum CBS 110374, 1527 nucleotides. RefSeq lists its product as uncharacterized. Lineage: Eukaryota; Fungi; Ascomycota; Dothideomycetes; Dothideales; Saccotheciaceae. The record is from RefSeq and is a predicted model, not a curated record. The transcript is spliced from 2 exons. Bases 1 to 1527 code for a protein of 508 amino acids.
AUGAAGUCUACUUCUGCAAAUGGUGGCAGGCCGAGUACGAACCUAGUCCAACUCGCUUCCGGAAAGAUUCUGAUUGCAAGCAGUACCCGUACAAGAACUCCCUUCCUGGAGUUUACUGUAGAUGAAGUUAAUGCACUCUGCAAAUGCAUCUCACCUAUUGCCAAAGCAACUCCAAGCAAGCACAAGAGAGCUGAAGCGACUGGGGGAGAAGCUAUCCUCUCAAGAAGCGCGUCUUCUGCUGUAUGCAGCGCCGAACACACGAUUGUCUUCGAGCACCAAAAAGUCUUCUUCGAGCACCAGGACAAAGUCAUCUUCCAUACUUCCAAGGCCACCUCAACAACCUUGAAGUUGACACACUCGAGCUCGAAGUCGUCAAGUCCGUCGAAGGCAACAUCAAGCACUCAAAAAGCUUCUACGAGCUCGAAGUCCUCGUCCAGCACUAGCAAGACGACUUCGACAAGCUCAAGAGUUAUUGCGUCUUCAACAUCGAAAUCUUCCUCUAGCCGUGAUACUUCAUCAAGUCUAGUUUCUUACGAAGCUUCCAGCAGCAUAAUUUUGCCCAGUCUGAUCAUCGAAACAUCGAGCUCAACAUCAACAACUCUUUCAUCGACAAUCACAAGUUCGAGCAUGCUGAUCUCUUCAGCCAUCAUUUCAACUAACUCAACAAGACAAAUCAUCUCGUCAACUGUUUCAAGCUCAGCUGUUGAUGAUCUUCCAACAAUCGCUGCUUCUUUGACCUUUGCCCCUGAGUUCACAGCUAUCACGACCUCUUGUAAUGACCUUGUUUGCGUCACUGUUGCCGUCGAUGCUUCUACAACCAGCACGUUUGGUGCUCUUACAACCGACCCUGCAAUUACCACCACUACUGCUACGACCUCUGCGCCUGAGUUCACGGCAACCACGGUUUCUUGCGAAGAUCUUGAUGAUCUUCUUUGCGUCUCGUUAGCCAUUGGUUCCUCUACAACCAGCACAAUCGGUGACAUGUUUGUCAUUGGCUCCGAUCCCACAGCAUCGAUCGCCCAGCCGACAAUCACCGAGACGUCUGCAACUGAGACCAGCUUACCUACAACGACGACUAGCACAAGCUCUGCCUGUACCCCACUGCCCACUUCUUGUGACGACUACACCUACUUCCGUCUCAAGGCUUCCAGCAGUGACUCGGCCAUCAACGGAAAAUACGCUCAAGUUUCCGCCGAGGGCAUCUCUAUGACGGAGGAAAACAUGUAUUAUGCGAUGGUAUUCUGUCUGACUAAUGAUAACGAUCUUUUAUAUCCUAUCAGCGAUUACUCCCAGAUCAUUGGCAAGACAAGCAGCAACCGUCCGAUUCAGAUCGGCUCCAUGGGCACCCCCUUGAAUUGCACGGCUGUGUCAAACGAAGAUUGCACUGCUACUCUGCAGUGUACUUGGCAGGAUGAUUACAAAAUGGUUGUUGACAGCGCUGACACAUUGUAUCUGACCGACGAGAAGGCGACGGAUUACAGCGCCGAUGGAGAUCCCAGACCAGUGAACCUCAUAUUGAGCUGGUAG